Molecule: messenger RNA, 1095 nt
Organism: Dujonia railenensis
Lineage: Eukaryota; Fungi; Ascomycota; Pichiomycetes; Serinales; Debaryomycetaceae
Source: the annotation of a GenBank genome assembly
AUGACACAGGAUCAAUAUCCAACGUGCAAUGAGUUCCGCAGUGAUACUUUUACUGUUCCAACUCAAUCCAUGAUCGCAUCUUUAGCAUCCACUACAUUCGGAGAUUCGGUAUACAAGGAAGACGAGACUACUCUCGUCUUAGAGUCCAAAAUGUGUGAACUUACCGGAAAACCUGCCGCACUCUUCUGUGUCUCAGGUACGUUGUCUAAUCAAAUUGGGCUCCGUGCAAACUUGUACCAACCACCAUACUCCAUCCUCUGUGACCAUAGAGCACACGUUUUUUUACAUGAAGCCGGAGGACUUGCCACACUCUCUCAGGCUAUGGUCCAUCCAGUCAUCCCAGAAAAUGGAAAUUACUUGACAUUAGAAGAUAUUGUAGAGAACGUUACGCCAACCGAUGGUGACAUCCAUGCUGCACCAACUAAAAUAAUCUCUUUGGAAAAUACCUUGCAUGGAAUAAUAACUCCAAUAGAAGAGAUCGCCAGAAUUUCUAAAUUUGCAAAGGAAAACGGAAUCAUAAUGCAUUUAGAUGGUGCAAGAUUAUGGAAUGCAAGUGCUGAGACUGGCGUUUCGAUUAAGGAAUAUUGCUCACACUUUGACACAGUUUCGUUGUGCUUAUCCAAAUCAUUAGGAGCUCCAGUUGGAUCAAUUCUCGUAGGUGAAAAGAAAACGAUUGAAAAGGCAAAUCACUUUAAAAAGCAAAAUGGUGGUGGAAUUAGACAAGCUGGUAUGUUAACUUCCAUGGCGAUCACAGCAAUCGAUGAGAAUUUUGGCAAAUUAAAGAAAUCUCAUGAAUUUGCCAAAGAAGUUGGUGACUUUUGCAUUUCAAAUGGAAUUGCCUUGGAAUCUCCAGUCGAUACUAACUUUGUAUUCAUAAACACCAAGAAAAUGAACAUGAACGAUUCAUUAUUGAUACGGCUCGGUACGAAAUAUGACAUCAAAGUUAUGGGAAAAAGAUUGGCCUUCCAUUUCCAGAAUGAUCAUGGAAGUGUUGAAAGACUCAAGAAGGUUAUUUUGGAGUGUUACCAAGACUCAAAGAUAAACCCAUAUAAAUGCAUUUCGUCGAAUAAAAAGAUGUACGUCAAGAAGGACUGA